This is a messenger RNA of Puccinia graminis f. sp. tritici CRL 75-36-700-3, 2969 nucleotides long. RefSeq lists its product as uncharacterized. The record is from RefSeq and is a predicted model, not a curated record. Lineage: Eukaryota; Fungi; Basidiomycota; Pucciniomycetes; Pucciniales; Pucciniaceae. Gene Ontology annotation, cellular component: endosome. Gene Ontology annotation, molecular function: protein binding. The transcript is spliced from 14 exons. Bases 114 to 2726 code for a protein of 870 amino acids.
GCCGGGUCGCUCUGACAAGGGCUGCGUGAGAAAUUUGGCACAAAGUUUUCCUUUAACAUAACCAUCCAAUCCCUUCAAAACCAUCGUGGCUCGAGUUCAACAGAACCACGAAAAUGUCCAACCUACUGGAUUGUCCGCUCAAGCUCACCACAUCGACCGAUCUCGCCCAAGGAUUAUUGAACUACAUCCAAUCAUACCAUGAAGACCAUGUCGCUCAUCCCGAGGCUCUCAAGCCAGAUCUCGAACUCAUCAAGUCCUGUAGGACGCCGAUCGAAGACAAACUGACUGUCAACCAAUCUAGCCUCAACUCACUUAUUCGAUACCAUGCACAUCUGGCUUACAUCCUUCCCAAAUUCCCUGAUGAUGUCGGAGUCGAGUUUUCUUAUUCAGCAAUCUUCUCCACCUCUACCACCGCCGGCUCGAUCUUACCGGGGGAACUCCCGAGCUGUUUGCCCAUCAAACUCUCAAACUUGAAGUACGAACGUGCCUGCAUCUUGUUCAACAUCGCCGCAAUAACGAUGUCCUUAGGAACGAGCGUGCCACGCACAAAUACUGAUCAACUUAAACGCGCCAUCGGGUUUUUUCAGCAAGCUGCUGGCUGCUUUCGUCUGUUGAAAGACGAAGUCGUUCAAACUAUCGAGCUCCCACCAGGCUCGCCCAAUCCACCCUCACCGGAUCUCUCGAACUCAUGUCUAUCAGCUCUGGAACAUCUUUCUUUAUCUCAGGCCCAAGAAUCGGUUUGGCAACAAGCCGUCAAAGAUCAGAAAUCUAAUGGUACCAUCAGUAGGAUUGCGCAGGAAACUUCUCGGCUUUAUGAUCUCACCUUGAAUCUUAUGAAAGAUGUACAGAAACUCGAUAUUCAUUGGAUCGGAUUUGCUUUCCCCGACGAUUGGAUCAGCUUUGCCCACUUGAAAUCGGCCCAUUUUUUAGCAGUUGCCCAAUUUCGGAAAGGACUGGAUGAUUCAGCUGCUAGAGAAUAUGGAAUUGAAGUAGGACGAUUGGAGUAUGCAUGCUCAACGUUAAAAACGGCGAUCUCAGCAGCGAAAAGCUGUUCGACUGAAACGACCAAGACGGUUCUUCAAGAGGCCAAGAAUGUGUUUGUCAAGCUCCAGAAGUCGCUCGAGCUGGCCAGACGAGACAACGAUUUGAUCUACCUCAAACAGGUACCGUCAGACGCCGAGCUGCCGGUCAUCAAGCCCGUCUCACUCGUCAAGCCCAGCCUACCGCAACCCGUCAGCGACCCGUCUGAGUUCUUGACUGAGGAUCAGUUUGGCAGGAGACUCUUUGAGCAGGUCGUGCCCUAUCAGGUCUAUCGCAUCAUCGGCGUCUACGAAGAUAGGAAGAAAGAUCACCUCAAAUCUGCUAUUCAAGACCAAGCCGAUAGCUUGGAUGCAGAAAUGGUGGAUGCGCUGAGAUCGAUGAACUUGCCAGGAUCCUUAGAAGCUUUGGAGAGGCCAAUCAACUUGCCACCUUCGUUACUUCGUAGUUCGGAAGAACUGAGACAACAAAACGCUCCACAAAUGUUGAUCUCAAUGUUAUCGAGUGUAGAACAAGCAUCACAAGUGAACUGGGAUGCAUUGGCACAGAUCGCGACGAUGUUGGCCGAAGAGAAAAGCGAAGACCAACAGUAUCGGACUCGAUUCGGCACCCAGUUAUGGCAGAGACCCUCCUCGCAAAUCGCUAAUCGUCCCCUGCGCCAACAGGAGUCUCAAUUGCUCCAAACCUUUGAACCGGCCGAACAGAGCGAUCGCUCGGUUAAAGAAAGAUACGAUAAUUGGCGCAAGGCGAUCGAGUUAUUGUGUCAAGAUGAGGAUACCAUUCGGAAGGCAAUUCCACCCUUGAACAUGACUGACCGACGGCCACAAGACCUAAGUCUCCCGCCGACGGGCCAGAGCGAGUUAUCGAGUCCGCGACAACUACGUAGAUUACUGGAUGACUUGGAAGAUCUUCGCGGUUCACGAAAGCGACUUAUUGGAUCUGCGCUCCAUUUCGCUAGUCACGACUCGAUCGAUCGCGCGUUGAUCGAGAACUUCGAUCGGAAUCUCCAUCGCAAAUCUCUCUCUUCUAACAACGCGCCGUCUUCCUCGACUAUCGAGAUCGCGGAUGACGAACAAAUCGAAUUGUUUAUCGAGAAGGAACUCGAAAAAUACUCGAAAUUCUCGGGCCAAUUGGACGCGAAUCGGCUCGCUCAAAACGACUUGAUCCAGCAAAUCAGGAGCGUCAAUCAAGAGUUUCUACGAUCCAGGACGGACGAUCCAGUGACCAAGGCCAGAGAAAAUGUGUUCCAAGAACUCGAUUCGGCGUACCAUGAGUUUCAUUCGAUCAUCAAUAAUCUGCAAGAAGGUCUUCAAUUCCAUUCUCAAUUCAAUAAGUAUGCGAACAUUCUGAAAAACGAGGUGGACAGUUACCUCCACGAUCGACGCAGACAAGCUGUUGCACUUGAGCAACAGCUCAACAAUCUGCAGCUCAACGCUCUCACUAAGCCGGCCCCGUCGAGCGACGACAGUCGGAGUCAGAAAGCCAACGGGAAGAAGAAGAUGGAUGAUGCGGAUGGGGAUGUGGUGAUGGAAGAUCCACAGCCACCACUCGAUCGGGUCCCCGUAGCGUCUCCUUCUUCCUCUUCUGCUGUUGGCCAGCGUCCUUCUAAUAGUCGUCGGAAGAAACAAGCCGCCCCACCAGGCGCUUAUGAUCCCAAGAUUCACGGUCCUCCAGUCUUUUCUGAUUAACUCUUUCUUUUUUUAUUCAUUUUUCCUCAUUGUUUCAUCCAGAAGCUUUCUUCUCUCUUUCUUCUCUAUGUAUGUUUGUAUACCUUUUGCGUCCAAUGAGUAUUCUUUCUUUCUUUCCAAACAAACAAACAAAAAAUCAAAGUAAAUAACAUGAUGAUGAAGUAAACUUGCUGUAUAUAUUUUAAUCUUAUGAUGAUGAUGAUGAUGCUGUUGAUUUGUAUGUACCAGAUCUUGUUUGUAAUC